AUGACCGACUCGAUUUGGUAUUCCGGAAGAUCUCGCAAAGUUGAAAAUGUUGAAGAGUACAUAUCCUCGAAGCGGAUGGCUGUUGGAGAGAAUUUCAUCAAGGACAGAAUAAAGAUCACUCAUUACUAUGUGGACUUUGUCGGUAAUCGACCGGCCAAACAGAUCAGAUUGCGGUUGAUUACCCACAAGAAAAGAAAACAACAAGCCACUCCAGUUAGUUGGCAUGCUUCAGUGUUGAGUGCCACGACUGAUGAGGAAUUGUGGUCUUCUGGUGAGGUUUUGAAUGUUAUAGUAGAUGAAUUUUGUUUUAGUUGAUUACACUUUUAAGUAUAGCUUUGGGCAAAAUAAUGAUAGACAUUUGAAAUUUGGGGAGAUUGUAGAUCGUUCUUUUGUCUAACUAGCUUUUUAAACAGGAUUUUUAAGUUUUCAAAAAUUCGGAACUUACAGUAAUUUUACCGUGACCUAUCUAUUAUUUUAAAAAGUUUUACCAAAAAAUUGCAGAUUAUUUCAACGUAAACCACAAAGAUAAGGAGCAUUUGACAGUCGACAUCCCUGAAGCCGUCUGUCAAGCUCCAAUCUAUGCUAAAGCCGAGUUUCGUAUCCUGAAUUCGAAGAAGGAAAAGAAGGCAGAACCCAAGAAGAGGCAGGCCGAAGCAGUUAUGGAUGAUCCAACCGAAAAGCGGCUCAAACUUGAUUUCUCCGAGUAUUUCAACAAGAAACAGUACAGUGAUGUGGAAUUGCAUUGUAAAGACAAGGUCUACUAUGUAAGUUGAGGUUAAUGAUUGGAAUAACAAGGGGCUUGUUAAAGGUGAAAAUAGUGGAAGGGUUCGUCGAAAAAAGCUCACAAAAAGCUAUAUUAUCCAUGAACAACAACAAUUUCCAGGCCUCAAAGCUGCUGCUAAGUGCCGUCUCCCGCACCUUCGAUGCCAUGUUCAAUAUGAACAUGGCCGAGUCCCAAACAGGUAUCGUCAAGAUUAGCGAAGAUUUCGAGCCAGAAACCCUCGAGCUGCUCCUGAAGUUCAUCUACAGUGGCAAGAUCUCGAACUACGACAUGCAAGUGGACAAGCUCGUAUACAUCGCACAGUACUAUCAGGUGAAGGGUCUGGAUACAGAAUGUAUCGACACUCUGAUCAAAACCUUGAAUCCGACAAACAUCAAAGAGAGGACGAUUAUGGCCUUCGAAUUGGCCAACAAGAAGUUCAUCAACGCGUGCAGUGCUUACACAAAUGACCAUAUUGAUGAGAUUGUUUGA
Messenger RNA from Bursaphelenchus okinawaensis, 1252 nucleotides. The record is from the annotation of a GenBank genome assembly. Lineage: Eukaryota; Metazoa; Nematoda; Chromadorea; Rhabditida; Aphelenchoididae.